UUUUUUAAGGCAGGUUGCACGUAAAAAAUGUUCAAAAAUAUUGUGGAAUGAAAAUAGCAUAAUUAACCGUUUAAUAUGGCUGAAAUUAAGGAUAUACCGCGUGAAUUAAAGGCCAAUGAGGAUGAUAAAUGCAAUAUUGAUAAGAAUAGUAAAAAUAAUACAUUAAAAAAUGUAAAAAGAAAAAUUCGCAAAACUUUUCAAAGGAAAUUCAGUGAUGAAGAGAAGCCCAAAUAUAAUAAUGCAAUUAAUGAUGAAAAGAGUGAUAAAGUGGACAUUAAUAAUGAGGAAAACAUAGAGAAAGGAAAAUUCACCCUUAAAAAGAUCUUUAGGAAAUCAUCAUUUCGCAAAAUCAUUGCAAACAUCCAGCAAAUUACAAAUUUUACCCCAAACAAUGCCAAAAAUGAUCGGGUACCGCCUUUGAAUAAUUAUGUCUACUUGCCAGCCGACUCCAUUCCAGGAGUUAUGGGCAUUAGAAAUCAUGGAAAUACGUGCUUCAUGAAUGCAGUUUUGCAAUGUCUAAGUCACACAGACAUUUUAGCCGAAUAUUUUGUCCUUGAUCAAUAUAAGGCCGAUUUACGAAAGCGAAAUAAAAUCAAUUCAAGGAAAUUCGGAACUAAAGGUGAAUUAACAGAACAACUUGCCUUAGUGCUGAAAGCAUUAUGGACAUGUAAAGAUCCAUCGGAUUAUAGCACGACAUUUAAGGAUGUUGUUGAGCGCUAUGGAUCACAAUUUAAGAAUUCCACGCAACAUGAUGCUCAGGAAUUUUUGUUUUGGUUGCUUGACAAAGUUCACGAGGAUUUAAAUACAGCAACGAAGAGAAAGUAUAAAAUCAUAAAGAAUAAUUAUGGACGAUCAGAUGAGAUUGUUGCUGCUGAGACUUUGGCGAAUUAUAUGAGAUGUAAUAACUCAUUUGUUCAAGCAGUUUUUCGUGCGCAAUUCCGUUCGUCGUUGACAUGUCCACGUUGUCAUAAGCAAAGCAACACAUUUGAUCCAUUUCAUUGUGUCUCAGUACAGUUGCCUCAACUAACAUUACAGUCAGUCAAUGUUAAUGUCGUUUAUAAUGUUAAAACACCAAAACAAGUUCGUAUGUCACUAAGUGUAUCUCAAGGAUCAUCUGUUUUAGCACUAAGGGAGCAAUUACAUGCCGAUACUGGCAUCGAAUCAAAACGUAUGAUUCUCACAGAAUGUACGUCGUCUGGAUUUAAUAGAUUAUUCUGUGACUCACAUCCUUUAUCGAAUGUGAAGAGUGACGAUACUGUAUACUGCAUUGAGCUGCCCGAAAAAGUCGAAGACUCACAGGUUGCAUUAUGUUUUGUGAACGUAAACGUCAAGGAAAGUCCUAGCAAACGAUUCGGUUCUUUAUUCUGCAUGAAAAUCAAUCGAGAUGUCUCAUUUAUCGAGCUCCAAAAAGCUCUAUUGAAAGAAAUGUCAUCGGUGCUAAAACCUGAAACAUUCAGUUACUCAACACCAAUUAAUGAAAUGUUUAAGCUUCAUCUACAGGAAGGAUCAGCAGAUCCAAAUACGUAUCUUGAAUCUAAAUUUGAACAUCCACUUCUUACUGACAUGGUUGAUUUAGCAUUAUCAGUUCAUCCAUCAGAUUCAGGUCCACAACAUAUAAAAUUAUCAUUAGAAUGGACAGAGCCUGACAAAUAUUUCUCUGAUAUGGAGGAUAAUAUCGUUGAGCACGGAAGUGUAAAGGAAGAGAAAGAAAUUUCACCAGAAAGUAGUCAACUUACAUUAGAGCAUUGUCUUGAUCAUUAUACAAAAGCAGAAACAUUAAGUACUGAAGACGCUUGGCGUUGUCCAAAUUGCCAAAAAUAUUUACCAGUUGUUAAGACAUUAGGCCUUUGGUCCUUACCUGAUAUUUUAGUUAUUCAUUUUAAGCGAUUCCGUCAACAGCAGUUAAAAGGAUCUCAAGUAUCAAAGCUCACAACAAUGGUUAAAUUUCCACUAACUGGAUUCGACAUGUCAACUUGGCAUCUCGCCAACGACGGUAAUCAUUGUAAUAGCAACAGUAGUAAUAAUAGCAAUUGUGGAAGUCUAUCGCGUAAAUCCACAAAAUCAGCGAGCAAAUCAGGAACAUUAACGAAAACAUUUUUACAUGAGGACCAUAAAUAUGAUUUAUAUGCUGUCUGUUAUCAUCAAGGUGAUACAUUAGAGACAGGACAUUAUACAGCAGCAUGUAAGAAUCCAUAUGAUCAGCAAUGGUAUAAAUUUGAUGAUCAACGAGUGUCACACAUAAAACCUGAAGAAGUGCCAGAAAAAAUUGUUAAUAAUGAAGCUUAUAUGUUAUUUUAUCAACGACGAAAAGCAAAUGAAAAUUCCGAUAGUUCCGGUGCCAGUACAAGCUCUGGUGAGCAUUGGGUAUCGAAAAUUGUUACAGCACCGCCGUCCACAAUUCCAAUAUCAACGACAACUAAUGAUUUAAAAGUGGAAGAAAUAAAUGAGAUCAGUGCAGAAGCAGAACCAAUAAUUAUAGACACAGAAAACGGAGAGGAAAGUAAGCAAUUAGAAGCAAUUUUAAAUCUCGAUGAUAUAAAGGCAAUUGACAGUGACGACAUUCCAGAAGUUACGUCAUGUAGUGAGUUAAUUAAUCAAGCGAGUGAUGGAGAGAUUGAGGAUAAGAUAGAAAUUACUGAGCAUUCCAUAAAAGUUGAGAAUAAUGAAAACAGUAGCAUAAGUAGCAUCAGUGGUAAUGACGAUGUCGAUGAAAAGGUUAAAGAAGAGAAUGUAAAUGAAGUUAUGGUUAACGGCAAUCAUAAUAAUAAUAAUGUCGAUGACUAUGAUGAGGAAAGAAUUAUCGAACAAAAGAUUGAAGUGAAAGUCGAAAUUUACACAAGUUCACCGCCUUCAGAGAAGCACCAUCACAAUGGCUUCCAUAAAAUUGAUGAAGAGAAGGAAAUCAUUAGAAAUGAGCGCGAUAAGAUUGAGGAUUUAAUGUCGCAACAUAAAAUUAGCAAUUUACUAUGGAAUGAUCAGAAUAAUAAUACGAGCAAUCGACAUAGCGAUAUUGGAGCAAUAAAAAUAUCCGAUUUACUAUUAAUGGAUCGAAUUGACGACAUUUCAUCAACAUCGUUACCCAAAAAUUAUAUGCUGCAUGAUACGGAUAGAAUAACGGCUGCGACAGCUACAAAUAAGGAUUACCGAAUAAGAGGUGUAAGUUCGUGUAGUAAAGAUACACUUUUGUACAUAGAUCAGCAAAGUUUAUUAGAUGAUGACUCAUUACUUGAGAAUCGAUCGCAUUGGAUCUCUCCCGUGACUCCUCAUAAAUUAAUUACAGUUUCUCCAAAAAAUUAAAAACAAGCAUACAAACAAAAAGUUCAUUAACUCUAGUAAAUAAAAAUUCAAUUAUUCAUCUUGGAAAAAGUCAAACAAAAACACAUUAAACCUGCAUUUAUUAUCACAAAGAGAAUAGAUUGUAGAUGAACAAUUAGACGUUGGAAGGACAAUGGAAUCGAUUGCCUUUCGUCUCAUUUUUUUACUUUACUAUUCAGAGUUGCUAUCGAUGGCAUUUUUUGUCGUGAGGAGUGAAAUUUUACUGUAUUAUGAGGCAUAUUAAUAGUUAAGAAUUGACUGCAUAGUAAUUUGCUAGAUUAAGUGACUGAAUAGAGCUUGUAAUCAAUUUGUGAAAUAGAUAAAUUACUGGAUGACGACUUCUAUAGUUCAUAGUACAAAUGAUGUUUAUUAUUUCGCUUGAAAAUGUAAUUUUAAUGAUCGUUUUGUAGGAAGUGGAGGUAGAUUAUCUUUUACUAAGAAAAAUCAAAUAAGGGUUAUUCUCUAGAAUAUACAACGAUUUUUUGAAAUUCAAAUAAUAACGGCUGAAGAAUCUUUGAAAAUUAUGUAAAUCUGUUUUAACUUUUAUUUUUUUUGAAUUCUGAAAAACCGUUGAAAACCGUCGAUGAUCAUGCAAUUUCAGUCACUUAACAAGCAAGAAAGGAACUGAAUGAAUAGAAUAUAGCAACUCUGAACUUUUAAUUCAUAUUAUACUAAAGCAAACAACUGUCCAAUUUUUCUAAUAGACUUGAUGCAAGAAAAUUUAAAAACAAAAAAACAUUUUCAAUCAGGAUUUUUUGAGGAUAUUAUUUAUUGUAUAAAUUCCUUUUAUAUCAACUCCUAGUUCUACAGUUAAUUCAAGACAUAAUGAGAGAAAAAUGAAGUCUUUUAAACCAAUUUGAUAUUUUACAAAGUGGAAAAGAGGAAAUUUUUUUAUUAUAACUGAAAGAAAUUUUUAAAAAAAUUAAUAAUAUACUGUUAAAUAUUUAAAUUAUUUUAUUAAAAAGAAGAAUCGAAGAAAAGUUCACGUAAUUGUGAUGCAAUUUAAAAAAAAAGAAUAUUUUAAAAUUUUGUUAUUUCGUUUAUAUUGGCGGCUAAAGAUUGAUAAGCAUAAGAAAGUAUGUAGCUAGUAGGUUAGAUUAAAAUUGAAACAUAAGCCAUUCACAAAUUAAAAACAAAGUUGAAUCAAAUUAAAAUGAAAAAAAAAAUAAUAAAAUCUUAAAUUAAUCAAAAAAAUGUUCGAAGGAAAACCUCAAUGAGAAUAAUGUAUAGAUUAAAUUAUUUAAUAUGAUUAAAUGCAUUCCUUUUUAAUAUUAUUAUUACAAUUAAUUAAGCAGAGACACAUGUUAUGUUACCGCAUUAAAUAUGCUUUUUAAACUCUUCAUUUAUUUUCUUAUAAAUUAUUUUCUAUCAGUAAGCUGACUAGCACCUAUCUUAUUCUUAAAUCUAAGUUUUAUUGUGCAAUUAUUUUGCAUUAAAAACAUAUUUUUAUGUGUAUUAAUUAAUUUAUUUCAAGAGCAUGGAUUUUAUGUGAAUAUUUAAAAGAUAUUGAGAAAAAUAAAGCAAAAAAACAAUUUAAAAAGAGAA
This is a messenger RNA of Chironomus riparius, 4860 nucleotides long. The record is from the annotation of a GenBank genome assembly. Lineage: Eukaryota; Metazoa; Arthropoda; Insecta; Diptera; Chironomidae.